Messenger RNA from Phascolarctos cinereus (koala), 1727 nucleotides. It is a transcript of the gene CHAC1, whose product is annotated as ChaC glutathione specific gamma-glutamylcyclotransferase 1. The record is from RefSeq and is a predicted model, not a curated record. Gene Ontology annotation, biological process: glutathione catabolic process. Lineage: Eukaryota; Metazoa; Chordata; Mammalia; Diprotodontia; Phascolarctidae. Gene Ontology annotation, molecular function: glutathione specific gamma-glutamylcyclotransferase activity. Gene Ontology annotation, cellular component: cytoplasm.
AGCUGUAGCAGAUGUCGCCCCGAGUCUCCAUCCCAAUCGCGAUCACAAUCCCGACCCCGGGUCCUGUCCUGAUCCCUGGUCCGCACUCCUAGGUCCCAGUCCCAGGCGUAGUCCGGACCCUAUUCAUACCCCGGGCAUCAUGAAGGAGGAACCGCCGACCCAGAGGACCCCACCCGCCUCGCCCACCCCGUCCUUGUCCUUGCAGCCCCCCAGGGAGGACAGCGACCCCCCAGCACUCUGGAUUUUCGGCUAUGGUUCCUUAGUAUGGAGACCAGACUUCGCCUACAGCAACAGCCGUGUGGGCUUCGUCCGCGGGUACAGCCGUCGUUUCUGGCAAGGGGACACUUUCCAUCGGGGCAGCGACAAGAUGCCUGGUCGGGUGGUGACCCUUCUUGAGGAUCAUGAGGGCUGCACAUGGGGUGUGGCAUAUGAGGUGCGUGGGGAGCAGAUCAGCGAAGCACUUAAGUAUCUGGAUGUUCGGGAAGCUGUGUUAGGGGGCUAUGACACCAAGGUAGUGACCUUCUAUCCCCAGGAUGCCCCAGACCAACCUCUACGAGCCCUGGCCUAUGUGGCCACUCCACAGAACCCUGGCUACCUGGGGCCAGCUCCAGAAGAAGACAUCGCCACCCAGAUCCUGGCCUGCAGCGGCCGUUCUGGUCACAACCUGGAAUACCUGCUGCGCCUGGCGGACUUCAUUCGGCUGUGUGGACCUCAGGCCCAGGAUGAGCACUUGGAAGCUAUUGUGGAUGCUGUGGGUGCCCUCCUGCCCUGCUUCUGCCCCUCUGGCCAGACCUUGGCCAUGGCCUGAGCUUGGGGGACCCAGAGCUCUUUUACCCACCAUGAUGGGGUAUGGACUGACCCUGACUGUGGGGAAUGACUCCCUUUUUCUUUCUCUCCCUCCACCUUCCCUCUAUGGUGGACAGACUUUUGGGGAGGUUGUUACCUGAGCAGGACUUUGGUGGUCUCCCUUUUCAGGUCCCCUUAUUGCUGUAUGGAACUCCCUUACUUAUCUCUUCUUAAUGCACCUCAUCCUAGUCAAUCUCCCCUUUUCCCCCUCAUUCCUCAUCCUAUUCACUGGUACAUGACUUGAAAAUAUAUUUAUUGCACCAUGAUGGUGUGGUGGCUAUGGGCAACAAACCCCAAUCUAAGAAGUCCUGCUGAGCAGGGCCAGACUCUCCUUCUAGAGCAGAGGACCCUUGGAACUGCCCAGAAGCCCUUUUAGCCAAACCUCCCUCCUCUCCUCCCUCCUUGCUGCUGCUAUCACCAGGCUACCCAGCCUGGGCCCCCUUCUUGGGGGGGAGGGGAACCCAGGGAUUUUGGAGUUCCUUCUCAUACUGCCCUAUCCACCUUGUCCAAACUGAGCCUGAGACCCUGUCUGCCAAAGCUUUGCUCCAGUUGGACACUAAACACUGGUGAGGUGAUAGGAGGUGAGCCAAGGAGAGAAAGAUUCCUGGCUGCCCUUUUCUCACUGUGCCUGGGAGCUGUGACUGCCAUGCAGGAGGACAUGCUACCCAGUGUUCUUAGAGCCAAGACUGCUGUGAACCAGCCACUGGCAUCCGUCUGUCAGCCCAGCCUGUCUGUGUCUGUACCUGUUCAUUGGGCUGUUUCUUAUAAGGGAGAGGGGCCCUACUUGUCUGUUUGUUGGUGUGUCUAUCUCUAGAAAGCUCAGUGUUGCUGACUGGUGUCUCUUGUGUCUGCCCACUACAUAUAAACUACCCCAUUAUUCA